CGUCCUUUCAUCGACCGACCAGCCGAAACCUCUAGAUUUUUAAAUACGCGAGUGCCUCUCCCGAAUUGAUAAAUAUAAGACUCGUCUACUAAACACUUGGUCAAAAAUUAGCCAGGAAAGCCGAGUCGACAUUGCUACGUGAACAGAGUAUACCGCAACAUGUUGAAUUCAUCAACUCUUCUAUUUCUUCUCGUCGCUGCUGGCAGCGCYAUCGUUCUUAGUGCUCAUCCACUCCAAGAUGAUCAAGAAUGUCCAGUAGGAUUCUGGUGCCGAAGAAAGCGAUCUGCUGAUAAUCAAGACUGUCCUGUCGGAUUCUGGUGCAAGCGAUCCGCUUCGGACGAUGCGGAUGACGCCCCACAAGAAUGUCCCGUUGGAUUUUGGUGCCGUAAGCGACGCAACGUGAUCGAAAAGGAAACCAAACGUGAAAAAUGCCCUGUAGGCUUCUGGUGUAAACGCGAAGAACAACAAUGUCCCGUUGGAUUUUGGUGCAGAAAAAAGCGCUCUACUGACACCAAGAAUUGUCCAUCUGACUUCACUUGCAAUUCCCGCAGAGAUGUACGAUCUAUCAUCCUUGGGAGAUCACAGUGCCCCGAAGGUUUCUGGUGCAGGAGAAGUGAGUAUGUAAUUGACCAAGACACACCACAGCACAUGUGUCCAGAAGGGUUCUGGUGCAGAAAACGAGUCAUUAGUAGCCAACAAGUUAGUGAUCAGAGAAUCCCAAAGAACGGGGCGCGACCACCAAAACGACCUGAUGUGAGCCAAGAUAACUUUAGCUGGCAAUGUCCCGUGGGAUUCUGGUGCUGAAUUCUGUAGUCCUAGGUGAAAAAUUUUGACCCUUGAGGUAUUUACGCUGAAGAGAAUUAAUAGAAUAAAAAAAUCAAAGCCAUACAAAUAAUAUAGGGAUAAAAGAGUACACUUUGUUCAAAAAUUAAUCUAAUUUUGUUGAUAUAACUGUUAUUUUCCCAAGUGAGAAACCGUAUUGUUACUGCAGUGAAACAUAAUGUAAAUGUUCUCAAAUGUGAAUCAAGUGCAAUAAUCGACUACAGAAAUAUUCAAUAAGCUCUUCUCAUUGAUCGAGUAAAAUAAAGAAAUAAUCAAAGGAA
Actinia tenebrosa (Australian red waratah sea anemone) is the source of this 1103-nucleotide messenger RNA. RefSeq lists its product as uncharacterized. The record is from RefSeq and is a predicted model, not a curated record. Lineage: Eukaryota; Metazoa; Cnidaria; Anthozoa; Actiniaria; Actiniidae.